Messenger RNA from Ostrinia furnacalis (Asian corn borer), 760 nucleotides. RefSeq names its product U11/U12 small nuclear ribonucleoprotein 25 kDa protein-like. The record is from RefSeq and is a predicted model, not a curated record. The transcript has 3 exons. Gene Ontology annotation, cellular component: U12-type spliceosomal complex. Gene Ontology annotation, biological process: mRNA splicing, via spliceosome. Bases 111 to 560 code for a protein of 149 amino acids. Lineage: Eukaryota; Metazoa; Arthropoda; Insecta; Lepidoptera; Crambidae.
GGUGCUUGUCAAAAAGUCCAAAGUAAACAAACAAACCCAAUUUAUUUUACUGCGUGCUCUGUGUUUAAUUUAUUUGAAAAUUAAAUGAGAAUACGGUUCAAGGUUAUAAAAUGAAUGAAAUCGCCGAUACCUUAUCACACGACGACCUAAUAGAAGUUACAAAUUCAUCUAUAACGGCUCUACUAAAAUCAGACACGCUGUUGUGCGAUCUUCCUUCCGACGUUAUUUUAGAAGAAGUUAUAUCUCAGAUUGCUGUGGAGCAUGGUCAGUCAAUCACAAUAAAUGUAUCCAGAGAAGAUGAACCUGCACUGAAAGUGAUUGUUCCACAAAAUGCCACAGUCAUUGAACUCAAGAAGGCAAUUGCAAGGCACUUCGAGAUAUACCAGUCAAGAAUGAGGAGCAAGGUCAAAAUAUCCUGGAAAUACAUCUGGAAGACAUACGACUUAAACUAUGACGGUAUAAUACUGGACAGCGACUACAGUCACAUUGAUGAUUACGGAGUAUGCAAUAAAGUAACAUUAACCUUCAAGAAAAGAAAGAAAAAGAAGAAAAAUAGCUAGAAGACAUUUAUUUCAAAUUAAAUCUGUUACACAACUAAAUAUAUCCCCAUUUUAAAAUCUAUUCUUAUAAUUCAUUUCAAUACUACCCUAGUGGAAUAAACAGGGCAUGUCAGCCACCUUGUGGCUAAGUUUGCAACUUAUGUUAAGACUUGGAGAUGGAAAUGAAAUACUGGUGGACAAACUUUCCACUGAUGGAUGGA